AUGCAAAUUGCUGCCGAACUGCUUGCUUGUGGAAAUAAAAAUAUACGUGGAGAUGCUAAGAUCACUAACCAAGUUUUAUUUGCCAUUCGUUUUAUCUCUAUCUAUGUUACGUUUUACAAGACUGAGAUUCCUUUUGGAUAUUGGAAAGAACUUGCUAAAAACCCAGAUGAAAGGAAAGCGGUGUUGACUACAUUAACUAAAAUUCGUCAAUAUCUUUUGAAAUAG
Diversispora eburnea is the source of this 225-nucleotide messenger RNA. The record is from the annotation of a GenBank genome assembly. Lineage: Eukaryota; Fungi; Glomeromycota; Glomeromycetes; Diversisporales; Diversisporaceae.